Sclerotinia trifoliorum is the source of this 2106-nucleotide messenger RNA. Lineage: Eukaryota; Fungi; Ascomycota; Leotiomycetes; Helotiales; Sclerotiniaceae. The record is from the annotation of a GenBank genome assembly.
UCAAGGCGAAGGACUAUCCAAAGAAGCCAACUUCUUUUUCCAAAGAUUGGAGAUGUGUGAUAAUAGUGGAGAAGCUAAAUAGGGGGGCGUAAAUGGUCAACGAUUUCUUAUUCAAAGUAAGCUGAUACCACACAUCGACUGGUUAUAUCAUUGAAGUUAGUCCUCGUAGUUUAUCCGACUUGAUACUUACUUCAUAGCCCGUUUACACAACUGUUUUUUCAUCUCUUCUCCUCAUAUACCCAAAUCUAACAUUAAUAUGGUCAAGAAGUCCUUCAUUCUACUGGGUCAGCCAGCAAAGACGGCCGAGGAACUCGAAAUUGAUCUUCAAAAUACUUUCGAGUACCUACAGUACACUGUCGCCCAAAAUUUCUCGAUUGCGGAUCCAUCAGGUAAACCCAUCAUGUUUUGAAUAAUCUACGGGAACUCUAACACACGAUUAGGAAUUUCGUUUCAAACCGACAAAGAUGGAGUCCUUGAUGAUCUUGACAACUUCGUAGAUGCUUCUUCGCCGAUUGGUAUCCUCAUUGAUGGAAACCAAGUCAGAGAUGUCCCUGGGCCAACGGGUCUUCCCAUCGCUGGAACUUACUAUGAAGUGUACCCUGAUCAUCUCGGGAAUCAUCAACGUCUUUUUGAUCAAUAUGGGCCGGUGUUUAAGACGACAGAUAUGGGUCGUACGGCUUACUAUACUAAUGAUCCCAAGGUAGCCAAUGUUUGCUUUGGAGAAGGAGGUUACUGGUCAAAAGUCAUCACUUCUGAUCAUCCAUUAUAUGGUAUAAGAGAUAAUCUGGCAGGUGUCUUCUUAUCCGAUACCGAUACCGAAUCCUGGAAAGAAACGCACAAGUUCUUAGCACCAGCACUCAGUCCAAAAGCCGUUAGGCAUUACACACCCCAAAUGCAAAACACAGCUGAGCAGGCUUUCAAGGUGUUUGACGAACUGGACGAGCGAAGUGAAGCUUGGAAUGUGUACCAAUACAUGUUCAAAAUGGGUUCCACAGCUAUCGGAAAACUGGCUUUGGGAAUGGAAAUGCAUCAUUUCGACUCGGUCGAUGCACCUCUUCAUGAUCUUGUAAAGCUUGUCGGUCACAACUUGGAACUCAAUAAGAAAGUCUCCACGAUGGGAGAUUGGUAUGCUCACAUGCCAUGGGGAGCACCAAAACAAUUGAAGGAGAACAAAUCACAAGUGAAAGAGCUGAUAGAAGAGGCUAUCAGAAACGUUAAAGUUGGUGGAACUGAAGAUUUGCCCAUUCAAGACGCUGCUUUGAAGGCAUCUUGUAUUGUGGAUUACCUCACUAGAGCAACUGAUGAGAAGGGCAACAAACUGGCGGAGAAAUAUCGCACCAAUGCAUCACUAGUGGUCAUAGGAGCUGGAUUCGUCACAACAGCUUCACUUCUCAGUUGGCUACUAUACAGUAUUGCUUCAUAUCCCGGCAAUCAGGAACGCUUGCUUCAAGAACUUGUUGACCACGAUGUCACUGAGGAUACAGAAUGGACACCAGAUCUUGCAAACUCGCUUGAGUUCCUUGGGACUCUCAUCAAAGAAACUCAACGUCUCCACAAUCCCUCCUACCAGCCAGGUCGUACCGCUCUCGCCGAUGUAAUUGUCCCAGGUGGUUACCGCAUUCCCAAAGGAUCCAUAAUGAUUAUUGGCAUUCAUCAUAUUCACAACAAUCCCAAGAUCUGGGACUCCCCAGCAGAAUUUGAUCCUGAUCGUUGGAAUACGGAAAAGGUGAAAACGAGACACAAGACCGCAUAUGUACCAUUCGCGGCUGGUCCUCGCAUGUGUAUCGGUUUUAAUUUCGCGUUGCAGGAAGUAAAAGUCAUUCUUUCAAUGUUAGUAUAUAGAUAUCAGUUUGAGAGGAUAGGUAACGAGCCUGUGGAAUACGACCCGUCAUUUCAACUGGUUCGUCCAAAUAAUUUCUUUGUAAAAGCCAAGAGAAGGACGAGCUGGCCGGAAAAGUCGAAGAAACCAACGAGUACUUGAAUGCUGUCAUAGAUAGGUCAGGUUGGAAUUAAUGUACUUUAAAAUAGUAGAAUGAGCAGCAAUUGCAAGAUAUCUAAUAAAAUAUCUAACCUCCGCGUUCCAGUUCGAUGUGAACAUCCAUAAAU